Ochlerotatus camptorhynchus is the source of this 3480-nucleotide messenger RNA. Its product is annotated as cGMP-dependent protein kinase 1. Lineage: Eukaryota; Metazoa; Arthropoda; Insecta; Diptera; Culicidae. Gene Ontology annotation, molecular function: ATP binding; cGMP-dependent protein kinase activity. Gene Ontology annotation, biological process: protein phosphorylation. The transcript has 9 exons. The record is from RefSeq and is a predicted model, not a curated record. Bases 490 to 3438 code for a protein of 982 amino acids.
CCCUUCGUCUCGCACCCGUGGCAGGUAGCUGAUAGGCGCGAAUGGUUGCGUGUUUCACUUGUUUCCUCGAUGGGCAGUUGCCCCCGGGGAGUCGCAUCGAUCGAACGUUCAAUCGGAAAUUUUUCUCGUCGCUUGAAAUUGUCAUUGUUCUCGGGCUAAUGGUAAUAAGGAAGUAACGAAUUCUUUAAAUUCCCAAAAAAAAACUGUGUUUUGAGCUGAAGAAAAUCUUAGGAUAAAAUGUGAUGAUGGUUCGGUUGCCUGCCGUAGUGCAUCAGUGAAGAUAAACGAAUAUUCCCUUCGAGGCGAGAACGUGGGUAGCAGAGCAAAUAAAUUAAAAUUUAUGAAUCAACGGGCGUGCUCAUUCAAGGGUGAAUAAAUAAAAUCAAUCUCCGCGCUGGAGGGCGGGCUUGCAGCGGAUUCAAGAUCACAGCACCCUAGAGGGAAUCUGUACAGCGGCUACGCAGCGAAAGACAGACGGAGGCAAGUCUAAUGGCGUGUUUUGCGAAAUUUUUCUCCAGAAAGCACGGUUCAUUUAACCUGCCCGACGUUGGCAAGACGGAUGAUGGCAUUGUGCCCGUUCGGUUGAGCAGACGAGUCUACGAGCAGGAGUUCAAUCCAACUGCCAACGGAACAGCAAGGUCUGUGGGCAAGUUCUCCCCGAAGGGCAAAGAACGUGAGUCUGGGUUGGGAAGCUUGGAUGAACGAUUGCAUGUUCCGAAUGGAACGUCAUGGGCUGCGAGGCCUAUUUCGGCUCCGCAGCCACAGUUCGAACGAAAGGCGCCACUACCGUCGGUGGCGGUCAAAGAUAGCAUCAGUGCCAGUUCGCAAGAACAGGAAAGAAACGUCAAUCAAGAGCUUCUCAAAGAGAUUCAGCAGACUAAAAUACUCCUCCAGUUAGCGCUGGAGUCAAAGAUGCGGGAACAUCCCAAUAAAGAAGAUAGUCAGCAUUUGGUGAGGCUUGAAAAAGAAAUCAAAGAACUACAGAACCGUAUCAGUACCAGUUCGAAGACGGCAGGACCAAUACCCGUUCAGGAGCCCAUUGUUGUCAAGCAGGCCCUUGGCAUAAUCGGAUCCAGUCCCAAGCCACCACCGGGCAAUUCUCGUUCGAAUCUCCCAAAAUCCGCAUUCAGUAGACAAAUUUCCACCGUACCCAUACAGAAUUCGGAAGCAAACGAUACAUCAGAUGACUACGACACGAUACCGCUGAUGAAGCCUAGGGUUCAACCAGUUCGGGAAGCUUCUAGUUCCGAGGAAGACGAUGAACCAAAUCCUGCAUUACUGCCACCUAGCGGAAGCGAGGACACACUAAGUUAUGACGAUGAACAAGAUGACACCUCUCAAGAUGAAGAACCAACUCCUCCAAAGCUACCUCCACCGCGGAUACCUCCCGAAGUAGAUGACAUGAUCAACAGGGCCGUUCCGUUGGUUUUGGUUGAAAAGCAACCUCCACCGGUGCCAAAGGGUCCUCCACCAAGUCGUAUCCCUCCACCGACUCCAGUAGAAGAGAUCUCCACGUUGGAAAUAACUCAAAGGGAAUCGGAAGAUUCCCUCCCGCCUCCGAAAAUCGAAGAGUUGAACGCCAGUCGGUCUGGUAUUUUGAAGAAGGUUCGCAAAGAGGGUGUUGUUUCGGACAAACCGGAAGCCAAGACUUCUCGAGAUAUCAUUAUUCCCAGUCAUCCUAAGACGGCGGAAGCAGAGUUGCUGAUACGAAAAGCCAUUACGGCGAAUGAAUUCCUGAACAAUCUGAUGGAUGAGGAACGCUUGAAAGCUGUGACGGAUGCGAUGAGUCCGAUGGCAUUCCCACCCAACAGCUACAUCAUUAAAGAAGGGGACAUCGGAGCGCACUUCUUCGUGUCCGCAGACGGAACCUACGAAGUGGUGGCAGAGAAUAAAGUGAUCAAGUCCUUUGGACGAGGAGUUGUGUUUGGAGAGUUGGCUAUUCUGUACAAAGCGAAGAGAUUUGCCUCCAUUCGGGUGACGACGGAGGCGAAGGUUUGGAUGUUGGAGAGAAAGGUCUUCCAGAAGAUUAUGAUGAAGAGCGGGAGGAAGGAGCGAGAGGAGAACGUUAAGUUUUUGAGCACGGUGUCAAUUCUGAAGGAUCUGGAAAUCCAGAAGCUUCUGAAGAUAUCGGAUCUUCUGAAGAGGGAAUUCUACGCCACAGGGUCAACUAUCAUUCAACAGGGGGACCCUGGAGAUAAAUUCUACAUAAUUCGGGGCGGCAGCGUAAAUGUAAUCAAAACCGAUCGCCAUGGAGUGGACAAGCUGGUGGGAACUCUGCAGAGGGGGGCAUACUUUGGGGAGCAAGCUCUGCUCCAUGAGGAUCGGCGGUUGGCGAGUAUAAUUGCGAAUCCUCCUGGAACGGAAUGCUUGACGUUGAAUCGAAUAGCAUUCAACGAAUUCCUCGGAGGGCUGGAGCAACUUCGGGAGAUAAAAUUAUCCGACGAUUUACCUAGAGUUUCCGGAGCCAAGAAUACUGCUUCGGAGUACGAUCACAUCCAGCUGCACGAUCUGACCUACAUCGGCACGCUCGGCAUCGGUGGUUUCGGGCGGGUCGAGCUGGUUCAGUACCAGAAGCAGAAAACGUUUGCCCUCAAGUAUCUGAAGAAGAUCGAAAUGGUGCGGCAGCAGCAGCAGGAGCACGCCUACAGCGAGAAGGACAUUAUGCUGAGCUGUAAUAGCCCGUUUAUUGUGAGAUUGUACAAGACGUACCGCGAUAAAAAGUAUCUGUACUUUCUGAUGGAGGCUUGCCUCGGGGGCGACGUGUGGACGAUCCUGCAGAAGAACAAACACUUUGACGAACGGACGGCACGCUUCAUGGCCGGGUGCGUGGUCGAGGCGUUCGAGUAUUUACACAGCAGGAACAUGAUCUACCGGGAUCUGAAGCCGGAGAAUUUGAUGCUGGACGAGCAGGGCUACAUCAAGCUGGUCGAUUUUGGCUUCGCCAAGCGGAUCGGAGCCAACCAGAAAACGUGGACGUUUGCCGGAACGCCGGAGUACGUUUCACCGGAAAUUAUUCUAAACAAGGGCCACGAUAGAGCGGUGGAUUAUUGGGCGUUGGGCGUUUUCAUUCACGAGCUACUGGUGGGAAAACCUCCGUUCCGUGGGAAAAACCACAUGAAAACCUAUAAUGCCAUUCUGAGGGGAAUCGAUAUUAUUGAGCUGCCGUCGAGGAUUCCGAAAAAGUCUCAGGUGUUGAUAAAGCGGCUCUGUCGGCAGAUUCCGGCCGAACGGCUCGGUUACGGUAAAAAUGGCAUCGCAGAUAUUAAAAACCACCCGUGGUUCUCGGACUUCGGAUGGCAACGGCUGAAAGAGCGCACCCUCCUGGCUCCACUGGUGCGACCAAUCCAAUCCGACACCGACCUGUCCAACUUCGACGAGUAUCCAAAGGAUCAGGACGAACCGCCAGAUGAGACAUCCGGGUGGGAUAUUAAUUUUUAACUCCACCUCAAAUCGAUAUCUACUAAUUAAAAUUAAUAAAUA